UACUGUAAUAUUUGGCAAAACUGUCCUAAUAGCCAGUCAGCUAUAUGUAGGUGAAGUGCUCUGAGAAUAUCUGCUCAUAACUUUGCUCUCCCCUGCCUCUGUGGGCCGCACCCAAAAAUUGCCACCGCUCAUGUACACUUUGACCAAUCAGAGCGAGGCUCAGAUUCUCCGUUCUUAUUGGCUGUGGGACUGUCCGGUCACCUUGGCAACGACGUUGGUGCAUCCCUGCGUGAGCGUUCACGAGCCUAGCGGUCUGACAGUUUUGUACUACUACGGCGAACAACAAAUGAAUAGCCAUGUCUUCAUCAACGGCCCAUAAAUUUCCCAUUCCCCGGAUACCGUCAACUAACACCACUAAGACAGCGAAAAAAAGAGGAAAGACACUUGUUGAAAGGACAGCUACUAAAAGGGAGGCGGAGAGAGCUCGAAAUAAAACCAGAGUAAACAUCGGCGUGGCUUAUGAGCGAUGGAGAGAGUUACGUGACCUGAGAAACUUAAAAUCGGACGCUGAGAUGGCUACAUUUCUUAUAGACAGUUAUGAGAACCUCACAUCCCCUACUUCAUCCACACCAUGCAAGCGCAGGAGAAACCUGCCUCUUCCCCCAGCUUCAAGCAUACAUUCAGAGACACUCUUAGACAGAGCCGAUGACUUCUUGGAUGCUGAAGAUGUAGAGGACACCAAUCCUGCCACUACCUUUCAAAGUAUGGAUACAAGUAUUUCUCCACAGGUAAAUGACAUUGAAGUCAUAACUGAAGAAGAAUUUAAUGACAUCCGGAACUCUACAAUUGGCUGGGCCGAUAACACCUGGGAAGAUGACAGUGGAGAAGAUGACAGUUGGUACCCAGAAAUGGAGAUGGACAAUGGGUCAUCUUCAGAGGAGGAAGAAAUUAUGGGGGAAGACAGCGAAUGCAGUGAUGACAGUGACAUCGAUUACGUGCCUUAUCUCUGUGUGCGGACUGGUGGAGCUCUCCAAAAGAGCAAAUGGCUGGACACAUUACCAGCUGUUGGUCUGGAGGAGACUGUUCAUGACCUUGAUGAUGGACACAAUUCCUCAGAAGUGAUACCACCGCUACCAGAGAAGACCCAAGUCCUCGGAAAGGAAGAUAUAAUUGGACAACCAGCUUCCAUUGUCUACCAUAGCUGUCUUAAACAGCUGGCUCAGUAUCUUGUCUUACCAAUCCCCAAGUGCAACACAAAGGACCCAGUAACUGAUGCUGAAUGUGGAGCACUUAGACCAUUUGAGGUGAAAAUAACUUCCAGGGGCACAUCAGUUGUCGUGGAAUGGAUAUGUCAUCAGGGUCACAGUGUCUGGAGGUGGAACUCCCAGCCCACUCUAAAAUAUGGGAUGCAUGCAGGUGACUUCAUGUUGUCCUCGAACAUCCUACUCUCUGGGAACAACUACGGGAAGGUGGCUCUGCUGUUCAAAUUCAUGAACUUGGGAAUAGUACACAGAACCACAUUCUUUAAAAUCCAGGACGCCUACUGCGUUGACGCCAUCGAGGACUACUGGGAUGACAAGAGGUCAGCCAUUAUUACCCGGCUGAAAUCAAAGGACAGUGUAGUGGCCCUUGGUGACGGUCGUAUGGAUAGUCCUGGGUUUUCAGCACAGUACUGUACAUACACAACGAUGGACAACGACAGUAAAGAGAUCAUAUCAAUUGUCAAUAUUGAUAAGAGGGAGACCCAGAAGAAUUCGGUUAUCAUGGAGAAGGAGGCUUUCAUCCGGACCUUUGAGACUCUCCACAAAGAGAUUCGCCUACAGGAGUUUUGCACUGAUGCUCAUUCACAGAUCUCGGCGCUCUUCAAUCCAACAAAAGGCAGGUUCAAGGACUCUGGUGUUCGACACACCCUUGACAUCUGGCAUGGGUCAAAGAACUUGGGUAAAAAAAUCCAUGCAGCAGGCCUUCGGAAAGGAUGUUCAAUUCUCCUUACCUGGAGUAAGGAGAUAUGCAACCAUUUCUGGUAUUGCUGUAAGACUGCACAGAACAUUGAUCAGUUCGGUGAUAUGUGGACAGGUCUUCUCCACCAUGUUCAAGGAGAGCAUGAGUGGGCCCUAUCUUGCUGUGAACAUGGCCCCUUGUCGGCCGACAGGGAGAAGGAGUGGAUCCAGAGUGAUUCUGAGGCCUUUCAGGUUCUGUCAGAAAUAGUGCUGGAUGAGCACUGGCUGAAGAAUGUGGAGAAGUUCCUGAGUUUCAGGUCAACCGCUGAGCUGGAAUCCUUCCAUAAUCAUAUACUGAUGUAUGCCAGCAAGCGAUUCAGCUUUAGCCCACCUGUUUACAAGGCUCGCACCCUCUUAGCAGCGUUGGACUAUAACCAUCAUGUUCACAGACCGGUGAAGAGGAAGGCUGAUGGCUCAAUAGAGUACUGCAAGCUCUACAAUAAAAAGUCAAAGACUUGGAGUCUAUACACUGUGAAGGUGGAGAAGGACUACGGAUACAUGGCAGACCUGCAGAGUGCUAUCCUAGAAGCCCGGCUGACAUCAGACAAGGGUUUGCCAAAGACCAGAAAAAAAAGGCCUAAUGACCCACGGCAAUAUGGGGUUCUUGCAAGCAUCCCACCUCCCACCACCCAGGACCUGUUGCAAACCCAAUUCCACAGAGGAGUAGGGCAAGGAAUGCAGUAAGAGACCUAGAAGAGAUUGGAGGUCCCAUACCAACUAAACUGGAGCUGACUGUAGGCUGCUGGGGGCUGUUUGGAAUAGUAUUACGCUGCUCACUUUUUGAUAUUUGUAAAUAUACGAUUUAUUAG
Molecule: messenger RNA, 2749 nt
Organism: Gadus macrocephalus (Pacific cod)
Lineage: Eukaryota; Metazoa; Chordata; Actinopteri; Gadiformes; Gadidae
Exons: 14
Coding region: 297-2624 (775 amino acids)
Source: RefSeq, a predicted model, not a curated record